GGCGGCGCACGGAGCGGAGCGGCGCGGAGCGGAGCCCCGGUGCCGCUCCGCCCGGGACAGUCGGUGCCGCCGCCCUGGGCGCAGGUAUCAGAAGUACUGUUCAUCUUCAGAGAGAGUCCCAGGAUGUAAGAAAUCAAGUGCUGUGUCAUGCAGCUGACGGGUCUGCUGGCGAAGCUGAGGGUCACAGCCAGGAUGGAAAGUCUUUAAACAAAACAGAGUCAAAUAAUCAGGGAAGUUUGGAGCUGUUUGCAAGAUCUGCUGAGUUGGUUGCUCCCCCUGUCAAAAGAAGCCACCAUCUGGGACAGCAGCACCCUGCCAGCAGCUGCCAUGGCCAGCAAGAGAAAGUCCACAACUCCCUGUAUGGUGCGAACCUCUGAGGUCGUGGAGCAGGAAGGUGCCGAGGGUGCAGAGGCUCCCAAAGACAAAGGGACCGGAGCAGCACAGCAGGACUCCAAAAAAACCUGGCCUUCAGAAAACUCAGUCAAAGACUGCGAGGUGGUGGAGGCGAAGCCCACGGGUGAAAAUCAGUCUAAGAAACCCCAGGGUGGUUAUGAGUGUAAGUACUGCCCUUACUCGACACAAAACCUGAAUGAAUUCACAGAGCACGUUGACACCCAGCAUCCAAAUGUCAUUCUCAACCCCCUGUAUGUCUGUGCUGAAUGCAACUUCACAACCAAAAAAUACGAUUCUUUAUCUGACCACAACGCGAAGUACCACCCGGGAGAGACCAACUUUAAACUGAAGUUAAUUAAACGCAAUAAUCAGACUGUCCUGGAGCAGUCUAUCGAGGCUGCCACUAGCGAUGUCACUGUCACCAGCAGUGGGCUGGAGAACCCAGAGUGUGACGAUUCACUUCAUGGGGGAGUCAGUGCAAAUAAACCACCUGUGAUGAAGCUGGGAAAGCCUAAAGGGGAAGCCAAGAAGGGAUCUAAAAAGCCAGAGGAGGGAGUUACAGAAAACCACGUGGAUGGCGCUCUGCCCCGCAUCAUCACUGAUGCCACUGAAGCGAUUGCCUGUAUAAAUGGAGACCUGCUCCAUGAUGUGUUAGCCCAUGUAAUGCCCUCUGUACAGCUGCCACCAAAUAUCAACCUUGUCCCCAAGGUCCCGGUCCCUCUGAACAGUACCAAAUACAACUCUGCACUGGACACUAAUGCAACCAUGAUCAACUCCUUUAAUAAGUUUCCUUACCCAACACAAGCAGAGCUGUCGUGGUUGACGGCAGCAUCCAAACAUCCUGAAGAACAAAUUCGAAUCUGGUUUGCUACGCAGCGCUUGAAGCACGGUAUAAGUUGGUCUCCUGAAGAAGUGGAGGAAGCAAGGAAGAAGAUGUUCAAUGGCACUAUCCAGGCAGUUCCCCAGACCAUCACCGUCCUGCCAGCUCCUUUGGCAACUGCAAAAAUGCCACAGCCCAUCAUCCAGACAGCUUUGCCUUGUCAGAUACUGGGCCAGACUGGCCUGGUUUUGACUCCCGUGUCAAAUGGUUCAACUGUUUCCUGUUCACCAAUUACCCUUGCUGUUGCCCCAAACCAGGGCCAAAAGAGGACAAUACAGACCUUAUCAAGUGCCCCAGAGGCCAAGCGUCCUCAUGUAGUCCAGGUGCCUGAGAUUCCUGCCAAGGUGACUGCUGUUCCAGUGACCCCAGCCAGUGAGAGGAAAAAGACCAAGGAGCAGAUAGCAGAGCUGAAGGCCAGUUUCAUGGCAAGCCAGUUUCCUGAUGAUGCAGAAGUCUACCGGCUUAUAGAGGCAACAGGGCUUUCCAGGAGUGAGAUCAAGAAGUGGUUCAGUGACCACAGGUACAGAAGUCAGAGGGGCAUUGUGCAAAUUCCUGGUGAUGCUUUAGGGAAAGAUCAAAUAGCACCUUCAGCUGGUCGACAUGGCCGGUCAUUUCACCCCUACACAGAUCUUCCUCCCCAGAGAUUCAAAGAGAAAACUCAAGAGCAGCUUAGGGCCCUUGAGGAGAGUUUCCUAAAAUGCUCUUUUCCUACCCAGGGAGAAUUGGACAGGCUUCGAGUGGAGACCAAGCUGAGUAGGAGGGAGAUAGAUUCAUGGUUCUCUGAGAGGAGAAAGAUAAGGGACAGCAUGGAGCAAGCUGUCCUGGACUCGAUGGGAUCAUACAGAAAAAUUAAGGAUCAGGGAACUCCCAAUGGUGCAAUAAGUCAGGCAGAACUUCUGACCAGCUCUCAGCUCCCUGGUGCUUUAUCUGGGUCUUCCACCACAUUGAAGAAAACACAAGAGCAAAUUCAUCUGUUGAAAAGCACAUUUGCAAGGACCCAGUGGCCAUCACCCCAGGAGUAUGACCAGCUGGCAUCUCAGACUGGGCUCACGAGAACUGAAAUCGUUCGCUGGUUCAAGGAAAACCGGUCUUCACUGAGAACAGGGUCACUUAAAUGGAUUGACCAGUAUCAGCAGCAGUGUGCUGGUGAUGGUCACAACAAGCAAAGCCAGAAAAAGAGCUCAAAACACAUUGAGAGUCCAAAGAAUGGUAAUGAGGUGUCUCGGCAGCAUUACCAGGAGCAUAAAAAGCUGAAUGAAGAGAAUGGGGGGAAACCAGUGGUGAGAGCAAAAAGAGACUGUGAGCCACUGAAGGACUCCUUGCUGGGGAAUCAGGCAGAGGGGGUGGAGAGGCUGGAGUGCAGCAACAGCCACGAGGGCCCCGGCAGCGAGGAGAACGAGGAGCCCGCAGAGGUGAACUGGGUGGAGGUGACGGUGGGCGAGGACGACGCUGCCUCGGACUGUACGGACAGCUGGAGCCAAACAGCCCCCACAGAGGGCCACACAGAGCUGCCAGACUUGGACUCUGAAAGUAUAUCUGGAGACAAUUCCCACGUAUAGACAGGGGUACUCCUCAGCUGCACUGUCCUGAUGUUGAAGGGGAAAUGCUCUCUGAAAAUAGAAGACAACUCUAUUUUCCUGCCUGGGUGAGAGAGUGUGUUGUGACUCUGAGUCUCAAACCACGCUUGUGGAGGCACAGUGGGAAGAAAUAUUCUCAUGGAGCAUCACCAUGGAAUUGUUGAUAGUGCCAAAGUCCUACUACUGCAUUACAAAAGAGAGGAAAGAAAGAGGAAAGGCUCCUUGUACAUAGUUUUCUCUUAGUUUCUCUCCCACCCACUUUCCUGCCCAGCCUCUUCCUCUACUGGAACAGAUUUGUACAACAUAAAAAUUUUGUUAAUUUUUUUAAUAGGUGCAAGUUAUUCUUGCAUAUAAUGCAAUUGAGAAAUUUUGGGUUGGUUGGGGGGAGGGAAGUGUCUUUUGUGGAGGAGGGAGAUUUUUUUUCCUGAAGUGAUUUAAGAAAGAGUUGCAAUCUUUUGGAGUUGUCUUGGUGCAGAUCAACACCUGAGCCCAGAUCCCCACUCCAGUUUACAUUUCAGACCAGUUAAACAUGUUCUGGAGCAAUGGGGUUUGUUGUUUUUGUUUUUUCUCUUGUUGUUUUGACUUUUUUGUUUUGUUCUAUGGCCACCUGCUACUGAUUGAAAUAUUUAAAUCUCUGCUUUUCCAUGCUCCUACGAGGCAAGUCUUCUCCAGCUCCUGUACUUCACUUUUCACCAGCCAGCCCCAGCUGUGGGUCUCUGAAGAUUUGGCUAGAAUGCCUUUUUUUGAUCGUUGGUUUGGUUUUGGGGUUUUUUUAGCACUUUUUGUUUAAACAUGCAUUCCAACUCCCAGAGGGGUUGGAAUGAGGAAAUGAAGAUGCUUCAUAAUCCAAAUUUAUUUGUGUUUCUUUGGCUGGUGCAGUGAUGGACACCAUAACCAGCAGCUGCCCUCCAGCUUUAGACGUUGUAGCGCACAACAGAACUUUCUUAUUAACCCUUGCCACUAAAUUUUUAGAUCACUCUUAGGUUCCUGAGUGCACUUUUUUUCAAAUACUGCUAAUUUGGAUUUGUGUGGGGAUGUCUGUCUGUGCAUGUGUGAGGAGGGAGCGGAGGGGAGCAGGAGCCUGGGUGCAAGAGCUGCCCAGUGAGUUCCUCUGAGGAGCUGGGGUUGGAGAACUUGCCCACCUUUCAGUGUGCUGCACAAACAGGAUGUAGGGAGUUUGAAUAAAUCCAACUUUUCUAACUUGUUGCUCAUUUGUUGUAACUCAAUAAAACAAAGGCUAAAAAUUUUGGUAACUUU
Melospiza georgiana is the source of this 4107-nucleotide messenger RNA. It is a transcript of the gene ZHX2, whose product is annotated as zinc fingers and homeoboxes 2. The transcript has 4 exons. Gene Ontology annotation, molecular function: DNA-binding transcription factor activity, RNA polymerase II-specific; DNA binding. Lineage: Eukaryota; Metazoa; Chordata; Aves; Passeriformes; Passerellidae. The coding region runs from base 328 to 2832 and encodes 834 amino acids. The record is from RefSeq and is a predicted model, not a curated record. Gene Ontology annotation, biological process: regulation of transcription by RNA polymerase II. Gene Ontology annotation, cellular component: nucleus.